ACCACGGUUAGCCUGGUUCGGCUGCACUGAGCAGGCGAGGGGGGGUCCAUUGAAAGUCGGAAGUUGGUUUUUGGGUUAGUGAAGCUUGACAAGAUGGCAGAAGACAACAGCUACGAGUCAAUGCUCUGUGUAAAGCCAGAGGUUCAUGUUUACCGGAUCCCGCCGCGGGCUUCUAACCGUGGUUAUCGUGCUGCUGACUGGAAGCUGGAUGAACCUGCAUGGAGUGGAAGGAUGAAAAUAACUGCCAAAGGAAAGAUGGCUUUCAUUAAGUUAGAGGAUAAAAACACAGGCGAGCUGUUUGCACAAGCUCCAGUCGAACAGUAUCCAGGUUGUGCAGUUGAAGCAGUAACAGACUCCAGCAGGUAUUUUGUGAUCCGGAUAGAAGACGGCAAUGGACGUCAUGCUUUUAUCGGUCUGGGUUUUGCUGAUCGUGGAGACUCAUUUGACUUUAAUGUUGCUUUACAAGACCAUUUUAAGUGGGUUAAACAAGAAGGUGAGCUUGCAAAACUGGAAGCUUCUCAGAGUGCAGCACCUAAACUCGACCUCAGCUUCAAAGAGGGGCAGACUAUCAAGAUAAGCAUUGGGAACAUCAAGAAAAAGGAAACCGGUGCUGCCAAACCACGGCCCGUGGGUGGUGGCCUGCUCCCUCCUCCACCUGGAGCAAAGGCUGGAGGUAUCCUGCCACCUCCUGGAGCAGCCCAGACAGUCCUGCCUGUACAGGCUAACACUGCUCCUCUGCUAGACUUUGGUUCGCCCAUCCCUGCAUCCCAGCCCAGCUCUGACGUGUGGGGAGAUUUCACGUCUGCGGGUUCCAACUCCAGUACAGAUGCUGUCAAGUCAGGAUGGGUGCAGUUUAGUUGAGUUGUAAGAAAACGUGCAGACACUCAGGUUCCAAACAUUCCACGGACAGGACGAUUGUGGCGAAAGAUUUACUAAAAGAGGGGAAAUGUUAGGAGACUCAUUCGCUGCACUUAUUCUAAAUCCCUCUGUCCAGCAAACUCUGGAAGAACAAACUUUAAAAUGUAUAUAUUUUUACAGUUUUAUUUUUCCCCACACUCUGCUAUGCAGUAGGAUCGAUUUUUCUUUCUUUUUCUUUUUUUUUUUUUUUUUUUUUUUUGCCUUCUAAUCAUUGGGUAACUAUGGAGCUGCAAAUGACCUGUCCAAAAAGGUCGUCUCUUCACACUAACUUAAUCAAAUAUUUCCUCUGUAGCUUUAAAUCAAAUGUUCCCAUAUUUUCUUAGUCAGUCUGUCUAUAAUUAUAUUUGAUUGUGCCUACAUGCUCCUGCUCCCAUCCUAGAAUGAUCGGAUUUCACCAGCACUGCACAACUCAAGGAUUUCUUUGACAUUUUGGAAAAUAGUUGGAGUGUCCCUGUUUUGUUUAGCUGUUUACAAAUAUGUGUUUUCUUCUGCUUAUAACCAUUUCCAUCUCUCUAAUUCUUAUUUUUAGUGCAUCUGCUGAGGCUUUAUUGAUAGUUUAUAAUUAGUUUUACAUUAAAGUUCAUACCCCCUCAUCAUUUUUUAAUCAUAGUGUCGGGGGGAGAAAGUCAUUUUGUCUGUUCAAAAUGUCAGCGUGUUUUGUUGGGGUUUGUCCUUGUCUGCUGCCUUUGUGUGUCUUUGCCUCACUUUUUAAAAUGUGCCUUUUACCCAGCUGAAACCUCCUUACCCGUGUUGAUAAUGACUGUUUGAUUAAGUGCCUUCCUGGAUAAAAAAACAGACUAUAAAUGUACAAAAUGUAAACCUAUGUCCUCUUGUAAAUAAACUAUAUAUUUCAA
This is a messenger RNA of Archocentrus centrarchus (flier cichlid), 1772 nucleotides long. RefSeq names its product NECAP endocytosis associated 2 (gene necap2). Gene Ontology annotation, biological process: endocytosis. Bases 94 to 861 code for a protein of 255 amino acids. Gene Ontology annotation, cellular component: membrane; clathrin vesicle coat. The transcript has 8 exons. The record is from RefSeq and is a predicted model, not a curated record. NCBI's taxonomy places the organism in Eukaryota, Metazoa, Chordata, Actinopteri, Cichliformes, Cichlidae.